Messenger RNA from Closterium sp. Naga37s-1, 199 nucleotides. Lineage: Eukaryota; Viridiplantae; Streptophyta; Zygnematophyceae; Desmidiales; Closteriaceae. The record is from the annotation of a GenBank genome assembly.
AUGCGCGGCGAUAACGCGAAGGGUACACUGCCCUUACUCCCCCCUCUAUGUGCUUGCCGUUUCACCUCCGCACAGGAACACCAGCAGGCAGUCAUCCCAGUUCCACUAUCGCGCACCGUGCCUUCUCCCCAUCAACACCAUCCAGCCUCGUACCUUCCCUCAUGCUCUUCGAGCAUGAAGCAACCAAGAAGAGAAGCAU